Molecule: messenger RNA, 321 nt
Organism: Brenthis ino (lesser marbled fritillary)
Lineage: Eukaryota; Metazoa; Arthropoda; Insecta; Lepidoptera; Nymphalidae
Source: the annotation of a GenBank genome assembly
AUGCAUUUUUACAUGUUUCGGCCUAAAACUUUACACACCCAGAAGCGAAGCAACAAAACCGAGCCGCGCGAGAGCGAGACGAACGGAAGGCGUGUUGGCCGAGACCGCUGCCUUCUUCUCGACUUACGCCGACACGCGACUAGUGAACGUCAGUGUUCUGACGUGGACGGCCGUAUUCGCGUUAGCCCGGUCCGUUUGACAGAUAAAAAAAAAUAUUUCGCGCGUCUUUUGACAGAUACAUGCAAACUUUUUGAUGUAAUUAUCGGCUUGGAGUGGCCGUUGAAACGCUAUAAAGUGAUGAAUCAGCGAACGCCGGCUAAU